Molecule: messenger RNA, 1474 nt
Organism: Schistosoma margrebowiei
Lineage: Eukaryota; Metazoa; Platyhelminthes; Trematoda; Strigeidida; Schistosomatidae
Source: the annotation of a GenBank genome assembly
AUUGCUUAUAGGCGCGCAAGCGUUUCAGGGUCGAAGACUCGUUAAUUUCUCUAGGGACCCAAGGAAGUAGUUAUUAUAUCAGUUUUCCUUCAAAUCUGGAAGUGUUGGGAGGUGGGAUUACAUGUGGAAUAUAAACUGUUCAACGGCCUCAGUCAAAUCAACUUUCGAGUAAACUCAUUUCGAUACCUUAGUAGUCGAUUGACCCGUCAUGUUAUGAUGGAUGCCAAAUAAAUAUCCUGAAGUUUUCUACAUAUGCAGUAGCUGGCUCGCCAUUUUAUAGUCAGUAAAAUAUGUGCAUAUAAUCAUAGAUACAUUAAAAAUAUUAAAAAAAGCUACAAGUGGAUAAACCAGGCAAAUAAAGAUAAUUACAUGUUGAAUUCCAUUUACAUCGCACUAGAAAUGACGGAUGUAGCAGAAGCUCGAAGAUGUUUUGGAUGUCGUGUUAUUUUCGAGACAGAUGACGAAUUUUGGCAUCAUAUAUUAAAUGUGGAUUGUAGUAGCUCAAUAAGCUCACCGAGUUUGGGGAAGGAUGUAUCCUUACCUUGUUCAAGUCAAGAUGAUAAUAGACCAUUGAAAAGUACGCCGUCAGAUGAUUUAUGUUUUUGUAGUUUGUGUGACAAGUGGUUUGUAUCAAAACAACAGUUCCUUGAACAUUUUUCUUCUGCAGAACAUGGGCAGAAAUCCAAAUUGGCUGCCAAAGCUCGUUUUAGUUCCGAUGUCAAUACAGGUAGCGAGAAUGUUCAGUCACACUUGUUUUGCGAUGCUUGUCAAAUAACUUUGUUGUCUGCUCAGGCCAAAGAGGCUCAUCUUGCUGGUAAGAAGCAUAAUAAGAUGUGUAAUCGUCAAUCGAGCUCCGUAAACACACAAGGGAAUUCGCAUGUUACUGUCAAAAAGGGGCACACAAACAAUCAAGAAGUUUUAGAAAGGUUGGUGGGAGAUUACGGUCAGUUAUCGUCAACGAGUUCUGACAACUCUCAUUCAUCUGAUAAAAAUACCAGUCAUGUAGUUCCUCAGUUUUGUACUGACGACGAGAACGAUAUUAUACGUUUACUGCGUCGACUCUGUUUGACCCAAAUACUAUCACUUUUAUUGAGUGUAAGUGAGGAUUCAUCGGUACACGUAGAAGGCGGUUGUAACAAGGUACAGUCGAAAUAUUCUUUGAAAGAGAAAGAUCUACUUGAAUUGACGAGAGCAGUAUGUAAAGAAGAAUUACGCGCUAUACUCCCACAGUCUUUACAACAUGUCAUUUCUCAGACAAAAAACGCAGGUGAUUAAAUUUGCUGUAGGCUAUUCUUAUUGGUGUUAAUUUCAUUACAAUCGCUCAUCUUAUCCAUAAUUUUUAUAGAGAAAGAAGUACUUGCUUUCUAGGAAAUAUAUUUUCUCUACCAUUUUUAAAAGCUGCUGUUUUUCCAUCAAAUGCAGAAAUUAUUUUUAUUUGUAUUUGAAAUAUUUCAGAUUUAAAUUGAUCGAAUUC